This is a messenger RNA of Eriocheir sinensis (Chinese mitten crab), 4454 nucleotides long. RefSeq names its product matrix metalloproteinase-2-like. The record is from RefSeq and is a predicted model, not a curated record. Gene Ontology annotation, biological process: collagen catabolic process; proteolysis; extracellular matrix organization. Gene Ontology annotation, molecular function: metalloendopeptidase activity; zinc ion binding. The transcript is spliced from 12 exons. Lineage: Eukaryota; Metazoa; Arthropoda; Malacostraca; Decapoda; Varunidae. Bases 644 to 2539 code for a protein of 631 amino acids. Gene Ontology annotation, cellular component: extracellular matrix.
GUGUGUGUGUGUGUGUGUGUGUGUGUAUGUGCAGGGCCCCACGUGGAGAGAGAGGUGAAAACAGAAAUACAAGGCAAGGAAAACGUAUGUGUGGCAACUCAAUGGAGAGAAGAGAGAGAGGGAGAGAGAGAGAGAGGGAGGGGAGGGAAGGAGGCAGAGAGGGUAGCCUGGUAGUGUCAGUGGCGAGUAUAACGUAGGAGGGACUGGAGUGUUGCCGCCCUCUCCCUCCCGUCCACCCUCGAGUGCAGCUCCCACGAAACCUUCCAAGUGGUGAACAAACGUUUUUUCACCCUGUGCACUCCCCCCGGGGCUCACACAUGCUCCUCCCUCCCCCAGGCCUACGCGAUCCUGCCUGUCGAAGUGAGAGUGAAAUCCCUUGAACCCAAUCUGCUUUUAACGAUGAGAGGGAAUGAGAGAGAAGCGUUCCUAGCGAGUGCCGAGUGAGAUGGACGGUGAGGGAGAGGAGAGAGGGAGUGAGAGGUGGUGCAGGGAGGGCUGUGAGUGGAAGAGGAGGAGGAGGAGGAGGAAGGAUAGAAAGCGGGAAGGCAGAAAUCGAGGAAACGAGAGAGCGAGGACAUAGCAAAUUACAACCAGAUCAAUUAUUUAACCUCACCAUCCCUGUCCCUUGGCCCAGAUCACUGCCAUGACCUCCUUACAGGGUGCCAGGGGGCGUGACACUCUCCCAGGAGGCACUGUGGGGUCAAGAGGGCCGGCACAAGACCUUCAGAGGGAGAACACAAACAAACAAGAUAGACAAGGCGAAUUUGACACAGGGAAAAGGGAAAGUGUGUAUGUGGUAUUCGUCUACACGUUGGCACUGGUACUGACACUCUCGUCUCUACUGGCCUGGGUGCCUAGAGGGUCAUGCAGCCCCCUCCCCGACAGUAGAAGAGUAGAAAGGGAGAAGAGGGAUUUGAUUAGCGAUAAAGUGCAACGUUACUUGAUGCAGUACGGCUAUUUGCCCGCCUCGGAUAUGGAGACGGGCAACCUACGGACGGAGGAUCAGCUGAGGGAGGCGAUCAGAACCAUGCAGAGGUUCGGCCAUAUCCCAAUCACGGGUCGGCUGGACAAGGCCACGAGGGCGCUGAUGAAGGCCCCGCGGUGCUCCUUACCUGACGUACAGCCCUCAGACGGGGACCACCACCGCAUCAGGAGGUUCGUCAAGCAAGGGAAGAAGUGGGACCGAUUCAACUUGACGUGGGGGGUUCGGAAUUACCCAACCAAGAUACGUGACCGGACCGGUAACCCCGAGGACCUGUCCAGAUGGGAGGUGCAGCGAGAGUUCCGGUUGGCCACGGAGGUGUGGGACCGAGUGUCCCGCCUCCACUUCAAGGAGCUGGAACACAACCCCGACGAGGCGGACAUCAGGAUAGACUUCAAAACCGGGUAUCACGGAGACGGCUACCCCUUCGAUGGCGCCGGCCGCACCCUCGCCCACGCCUUCUACCCUGGCCGAGGCAUUGGCGGGGAUAUGCACUUUGAUGACGAGGAGCCGUGGGUGCAACACAAGGACACAGACCAUACCUGGGCGCGGGUGAGUCUGUUCAUCACGGCGGCACAUGAGUUGGGUCACGCGCUGGGGCUCUACCAUUCGGAUGUGGAGGGUGCGUUGAUGAGCCCCUACCUUAUCAAAUUCCCCAGCACUUUCCGCCUGCCUGAGGAUGACGUACGGGGGAUACAGGAGCUCUAUGGGGUGGACGAGAACUGGGAGCCUGAGCCGUACCCCUCUCCCAAGCCCCCCACCACCACCCCCCGCCCCGUCACGCCCAAACCCAUCGUGCCCACCACCCCCCAUCGGCCCCCCAAGAAGCCCUCGGACAGGCCGGACACGUGCAACACAGACUACGACGCGAUCUCGGUCAUCCGCCAGGAAAUAUACAUCUUCAAGGGGAAGUACUUCUGGCGGGUAGACGCGAGAGGGAACCUUCUACCGAACUACCCAGCAGAGAUCUCUCGGUUCUGGUCCAAGCUACCAACCAACAUCACCCACAUCGACGCAGUGUACGAGAGGCCACACGACGCCAACAUCGUGUUCUUCAUCGGCGACAAGUUCUAUGUGUGCCGAGGUAACCAGGAGCUGCUGAAGGUGGGCCGUCUCAAGAACCUGGGGCUGCCGAUGGACCUCAAGAAGAUAGACGCGGCCUUCGUGUGGGGGUACAACGGGCGGACGUACUUCUUCGCCAACACCAUGUACUGGAGGUUUGACGAGAGCAUCCAACACGUGGAGCUGGACUACCCGCGGGCCAUGGACAUGUGGCAAGGCGUGCCCUACAACAUCGACUCGGCCUUCAAGCAUAACGGCACGACGUACUUCUUCCAAGGCAAAGUUUUCUGGGAGUUCGAUGACUUCCGCAUGAAGGUCAAACCCAAGUCGCCGGCCCUGUCUGCCCCGUUCUGGCUCGGCUGCCCCAACACAGAGAACCCGUACUUCCUGGAAACGACCGUCACCCACACCACCAGCCCCGCCCCCGCCCCGCCCAGCCCCGCCACUACCGCCAUUGCCAUCCUUGUCCUGAUUAUGCUUCUUUUGCCAAGGUAGAAGGGGACGGUGAAGGGUCAUUGCCUGAGUGCGCAUUUCUGUAUCAUCGGCUGAAGACUAAAGUAACAUUGGGGUAUAUCCUGUAGUUCUUGCCUCAGUGCGUACAUUUGUCACAUUAACCCAAGUCGGUAGAAGAGGUGAAGUCUGUGGUAUAUGCUGUAGUUGUUGCCUCAGUGCGCAUUUCUGUUUCAUCGGCUGAAGACUGAAGUAACAUUGGGGUAUAUCUUGUAGUUCUUGCCUCAGUGCGUACAUUUGUCACAUUAACCCAAGUCUGUAGAAGAGGUGAAGUCUGUGGUAUAUGCUGUAGUUGUUGCCUCAGUGCGCAUUUCUGUAUCAUCGGCCGAAACUGAGGUAACAUCGGGGUAUAUCUUGUAGUUGUUGCUUCAGUGCUCACAUUUGUCACAUUAACCCAAGUCUGUGAGGUGAAGUCUGGGGUAUAUGCUAUAGCUACACAUGGCCUUAGUACACAUCUCUGUAUCAUCGGCCGAAACUGAGGUAACAUCAGGGUAUAUCCUGUAGUUGUUGCCCCAGUGCGCACGUUUGUCACAUUAACCCAAGUCUGUUGAAGAGUUGAUGUCUGGGGUAUAUGCUAUAGCUACACAUGGCCUUAGUGCUCAUCUCUGUAUCAUCGGCCGAAACUGAAGUAACAUUGGGGUAUAUCCUGUAGUUGUUGCCUCAAUGCGCACGUUUGUCACAUUAACCCAAGUCUGUAAGGUGAAGUCUGGGGUAUAUGCUAUAACUACACAUGGCCUUAGUGCUCAUCUCUGUAUCAUUGGCCAAAGAUUCAAGUAACAUUGGGGUAUAUCCUGUAGUUGUUGCCUCAGUGCUCACGUUUGUCACAUUAGCCCAAGUCUGUAGAGGAGUUGAUGUCUAGGGUAUAUGCUAUAGCUACACAUGGCCUUAGUGCUCAUCUCUGUAUCAUUGGGCAAAACUGAAGUAACAUUGGGGUAUAUUCUGUAGUUGUUGCCUCAGUGCGCACGUUUGUCACAUUAACCCAAGUCUGUGAGGUGACGUCUGGGAUAUAUGCUAUAACUACACAUGGCCUUAGUGCGCAUCUCUGUAUCAUUGGCCGAAGACUCAAGUAACAUUGGGGCAUAUCCUGUAGUUGUUGCCUCAGUGUGCACGUUUGUCACAUUAACCCAAGUCUGUAAGGUGAAGUCUGGGGUAUAUGCUAAAGCUACACAUGGCCUUAGUGCUCAUCUCUGUAUCCUUGACUUGUGGUGGGUACGGAAUCGCUAUCCAAAAUCCCGGGCGAGUGUGACAUCCCGGGGAUCAUAGCUUACAUUUUCCAGCUAUUCACAGGUACUGGGGUAUAUGCUAUUGCUACACAUCGCCUUAGUGCUCAUCUCUGUAUCCUUGAGCUGUGGUGGGUACGGAAUCGCUAUCCAUAUUCCCGGGUGAGUGUGACAUUCCCGGGGACCAUAGCUUACAUGUCCCAGGUGUUCACAAGUAUACCCAUUUAUCGAGCAGGCUAAUAUUAAUGUAAGGGUGGAGAGUUUGGCGGGCUCGGUGUCAUCUGCCAACGCCGGGAUUCUAACUGUGGUACAUGGAUUUGUCGCUAAGCUUUCUGCCACUAUACUGCCGAGGAAUUUUUUGUGAUUUUUUGUGAUUUUUUUUCUCUCAUUCACACUUGUUUACGUUUUGUCUUUCUUUUUUUUUUAACCACUUUCUUUGUUUUAAUUUCUGUGUUUUUUUCUUUUCUUUCUCGUUCACACCUAUAUGAACUUUUUUUUCUUUUUUUUUUACCAUAUUUUUCUUUCUGUUUUAAUUUCUGUUUUUUUUUCUUUUCUUUCUCGUUCACACCUAUAUGAACUUUUUUUUUCUUUUUUUUUUACCAUAUUUUUCUUUCUGUUUUAAUUUCUGUGUUUUUUCUUUUCUUUUUUAUUCCCACUUUUAUUGAUUUUUUUUAACCACU